Molecule: messenger RNA, 2817 nt
Organism: Liolophura sinensis
Lineage: Eukaryota; Metazoa; Mollusca; Polyplacophora; Chitonida; Chitonidae
Product: methionine aminopeptidase 2-like
Exons: 12
Coding region: 2-1420 (472 amino acids)
Biological process (GO): proteolysis
Cellular component (GO): cytoplasm
Molecular function (GO): metalloaminopeptidase activity
Source: RefSeq, a predicted model, not a curated record
AAUGAGCAUGGCUUCCCAAGUCGGGGAAGAAAUCGAGGAGGAAAAUAAGGAAGAAGUUAAGGAAAAUGGUGUCGUAGAAGGGUCCGCUGAGCUUACUAAGAAGAAAAGGAAGAAGAAGAAAAAGAAGAAGACUUCGGGUGACCAGGAGGGUGUUAAUGAAGAAGGGGAUGCACCAGUGGAUGGCGUUAACGGAGUGACAGCAAAGUUAGCAGAUCAGAAACUGAAUGGUGUCGAGGAAGAAGAUGGUGAGGGAGGAGAGGAAACUGCCACCAAAAAGAAGAAGAAGAAAAAGAAGAAAAAAGGUCCAAAACAGCAGACUGAUCCCCCUUCAUUGCCCAUCAGUGAACUGUUUGCUGAUGAUCAUUACCCAGAAGGACAGAUCAUGGACUACCCAGUGGACAAGAUGAGUAAUCGAUCUGCAAAGGAUCGUUUUACCAGCGAGGAGAAGCGCAUGCUGGACCGCAUGCACAACGACAUGUACCAGGAAGUCAGGCUUGCCUCAGAAGCCCACAGACAGACUCGCCAGUAUAUACAGAAGUAUAUUCAGCCUGGGAUGACCAUGAUUCAUAUUUGUGAAACAUUAGAAGGCAUUGCAAGAAAGCUAAUAAAUGAGAAAGGCUUGGAGGCUGGACUGGGUUUUCCAACAGGUUGUUCCCUAAACCACUGUGCUGCUCACUACACACCCAAUGCUGGCGACCCAACAGUCUUAGGACACGACGACGUUGUCAAGAUUGAUUUUGGCACACACAUAAAUGGAAGGAUCAUUGACAGUGCCUUUACUUGGACCUUUAACCCUAAGUUCGACAAAUUAUUGGAAGCUGUGAAAGAUGCUACAAACACAGGAAUCAGAGAGGCUGGCAUUGAUGUGAGGCUGUGUGAUAUAGGCGAAGCCAUUCAGGAAGUCAUGGAAUCCUAUGAGGUGGAACUGGAAGGAAAAACAUACCAAGUCAAACCAAUCAGAAAUCUGAAUGGCCAUUCGAUAGGUCAGUACAGGAUACAUGCUGGUAAAACAGUUCCCAUUGUGAAGGGUGGAGAGGCAACAAGAAUGGAGGAGCUGGAAUUCUUUGCCAUAGAAACCUUUGGAAGCACAGGUCGUGGAGUUGUACAUGACGACAUGGAAUGUUCACACUAUGCCAAGAACUAUGAAAUUGGCCACGUACCUCUCAGGUUAACCAAGUCAAAGCAGCUCCUGAACACAAUAAACCAGAGUUUUGGCACCUUGCCAUUUUGUCGACGCUGGCUAGACCGACUGGGGCAGACGAAAUACCUGAUGGCCCUGAAGAACCUGUGUGAUGUGGGUAUUGUGGAUCCUUACCCACCCCUUUGUGACAUUAAGGGCUGUUACACCGCCCAGUGGGAACACACCCUCCUGCUAAGACCCACAUGUAAAGAGGUAUUGAGUCGAGGGGACGACUUCUAGACGUAUUCUGGACAUUUCCCAUACCAGUCAGUGAGAGAACAUUUGGCAUGUCUGGACUACCUGUAAAACUUUCUCCUGUUGUAGAUCGUUACUUCUUAUGCUCUCCUUACUAAUUGAAAUUUUACCUAGGCUGGUAUUUUUCAAACUGGAAGUUUGAAAGGCAAAAUUUUUUGUUUUCUUUAGAAAAAGUUCAGUUGGGAGCAAUUCUGAGCAAUUUGGACUGUACAUGGAAAAACUUUUGCAGCUCUUAGUUUUGUAGCAGUAACACAGGAUUCCUACUGUUCCUUAAAAUUCUUGAUAUCCAGGAAUAUUGUUGCAAUUUUGUCUAGACCUGAAAUGUCCUUUAAUUUUAGGACAAGUCCUUGAAAAUACUUGAUAUUUCAAUGGUGAAUGUCAUAUUGCAUUAUGUUUGAAAUGGAAAGAUAAAUAAGCUUGCCAAUGUAUCAUCAUUAACCUCUCCCCAUGGUGUGUACUUAUUAUUAAUGGUCUCUGAAAGUGCUGGUAAAAGUUGUGUAAAAAUUUCCUUGUGAUCUUUUUUUUUUUUUUUUCUCUCUUUCUCUUGACGGCAUUGUUGUUUAUAGUGCUAUCUUUUGGCUCAUUGUGUUCCUUAGCCUGCAACCACAGGCCUGUGUAUCUAUUCAGAAGAUCAAUUGUCUGCAUGCCAUGGCAUACCCUUUACCAACACUAUGAGAAAAGUAAAGGUUAGUCUACCCCCUCCUCUUCUUCUGUUGUACAUUUCAAUUAAAUGGUCAGAUGCCAUAUAUUACAUUGCUGAUCUACAGGUCCUCUGUUAAAAUUGGGUCAUGUAUACAGCCGAUGCCCGCUAAGGCGAAUUCUGGGAUUGUAAUCCAUAUGAUUUGCAAAGGAAGAUGUCUAAUACCCAGGAUUGCCAAGAAAUAUGACUAUUUUUUGUUUUUAAGGAUGUGUUGAACAGCAUACACGCAUCAAAGUUGGUGACACUAUUUAGAAGGUACAUGUAGGUACAGGGUAUAACAUGGUAUAAACGCAAACAUUCUACAAAUUUGAUACUAAGUCUGUAUUUGCGACACCUUAGUGCAUGUCAAAGUUAGACAAGAAAGACCAUUUAUACAUCAAUAAAGGCCUUCAACUUCAAGCAAAAUUUUAGUUUUUCAUGCGUUGCAUUUAUUAUACAUGUAAGAAGGUUCAGAAUGUUGGAGUCCUUUGUGCGGUUUGCUCAUCUCCUUUUUCGUUCAUUUCUUGAAGUUGUAUGACGUGGGCAGUGGUCUAGUUGUUGAAGGUGCAUGGUUGCCUUUCAAUUGAUGUGACACACCAGGUGCAAGUUCAAAACUGCCAUUGAGCAUGGGACAUAGAUUACCCCAAUAACUGUCUAAUGUUAAGAUCGCGUGUCUUCCACCAGCCACUCAAUGUGAUGAGCA